Messenger RNA from Branchiostoma floridae (Florida lancelet), 5713 nucleotides. RefSeq lists its product as uncharacterized. The record is from RefSeq and is a predicted model, not a curated record. Gene Ontology annotation, biological process: DNA integration; proteolysis. Lineage: Eukaryota; Metazoa; Chordata; Leptocardii; Amphioxiformes; Branchiostomatidae. The transcript has 2 exons. Gene Ontology annotation, molecular function: nucleic acid binding; aspartic-type endopeptidase activity. Bases 230 to 5116 code for a protein of 1628 amino acids.
AUAGUUAUGUUAUGUUAAUGUUAUGUUAUGACGUCAGCGGUGUCCCGGAUGUUCUCCGCCAUAUUGUUGAAGAGUAUCCAGAAGUUAUUAAACCGUGCUGCGUUCAUCCCUUGCACUCGCGUCGUCCUUUGCGAUCCUGGUAGUUCACUACUGACGUGGUAGCAGCGAUAGGAUUCGAACUACCCACCAAGACAAAAAAUUGCCGGGAUACGCUCCUUAAACGACCGUGAUGGCAUCGAAUCGCACUCGGAAACAGUGGCCUCUGACAACAUCGGAAACCAUAACAUCAUUCGAAUCAUGGAAAAACAACCUGGUCUACGGCCUAUCGCUUGAUCCCAACUUUGCUCCCUUUCUCGCCCCCGGCGCCACGUGGCAAAAGCAGAGCCGAGGGGUGGAAAAUCGCGGCUUAGUGGCUGACGGUGAAGACGUCCCGGAAGCUCAGAGGAAAACAGCAGCACAGAAGGCCGCCAUUUUGGACAUGCUCCUUGGCCAGAUCGCCAAUUUCUGCCCUAUCAUCGCCAGAUCUCGCAUCUGCAAGGCAAGUGUGUCUCUGAACGACAUAUGGCAAACUAUUCGCUUACACUUUGGGUUUCAGUCCACGGGGGGAUAUUUCCUCGACAUCGCUAAUAUUAAGCUGGAACCAAACGAGAAACCGGAGGAUUUGUACCAACGAUUAUGUGCCGCUGUAGAAGAUAGCAUGCUCACUGCGGCAGGGCCUAUCACUCACCACGGGGAGGCUAUGACGGCUGACGAAGAGCUCACACCGUCUCUCGAAAACUUCAUUGUCUUAACAUGGCUCAAACUAAUCCAUCCUGACCUCCCAGCGCUCAUCAAGCAACGGUAUGGCCCUGAGCUUCGAAACAAGACUCUAGCCUCCAUUAAGCCAGAAAUAUCCUUGGCCUUGUCGUCUCUCUUGGACGAACUUCGUAGCACGGAAGACAUCCGCACUCUCCGUCUCACUCAGAACCGCCAGCCGUACCGGAAGUACCCAUCCACCCGCCCCCAAGGCGCCAAGACCAAGUUCAAGACUAACUCUAACACCAAGAGUAGCCCAGCUACGUGUCCACUUUGUGAACAGGUAGGCAGACCAGCAUUUGACCACUAUCUAAGUGUCUGUCCGUAUCUCCCUGCAAAGGAUAAGAAGUACAUGGUGCGUACUCGUGCAGUAGAGAUAGAUGAUGUGUAUGACGUUGAUGAUGACAUCCACUCUGAUGAAGAGGAGGAACCCAGUAUUUGUCAGGCCAAAACCAUUUCUCCUGUACCAGAGCCAUCUCCUCAUGUGUCACGUGUUGCUAUCCGUGCAUCCCCACAUCUAGAUGCCUUUCAUCAUGGACAAACUGUACGCAUUUUGUUGGAUUCUGGUGCAGAGUCUAGCAUGAUACGAGCAGAUGAGGCGAAGCGACUCGGCUUGCGCAUCAACCCAAACACAACACAGACCCCAAGCCAAGCAGAUGGAGGUCGUAUGUCAGGUAUGCUAGGAGAAUGCACGACAACAUUUUACCGGCAGAAACUACCACUUCGCUUUGAAGCCCUUGUUGUCACAGAUCUUGCCUCUCCGAUCAUUGCAGGCAGCCCUUUCCUGGAAGCAAACGGGUUCACUAUUGACUUCACUCAACGCCAGAUCCGCCUCCCAGAUGGGUCCAUCUCCAGUUACACUCCAUCCGUCAAAAGACACAACCCGCACAUCCACCGGAUCUCCCACAACCUGAUUCGCAUGCAGGACAAGUCAACCACCCUGUGGCCCUCUGACUUCUUGGAACUCCAACUACCCGAGGACCUGAAAGACUACCCUGAUGUCGCCCUUGAACCCCGUCUUGAUUCUCUUUCCACCCAGCAGGCAAAGGCGUUCCACCAGGGUACGUACCACAAUAUUGCAGGCUACAUAAGAGUCCCAAACAUCUCGUGUGCACCUGUCCACAUCGCAAAGAACAUGCAUCUCUUUAAUGCUGUGCCAGUGGUCUCGGUUGUCUCUCCCUCCCCAACUCUGCGGUCUUCAACUGUUCCCCCUGACCAACCACCUUCGUACCAACAUCAGCCUUUCUCUGACUCCGUCCAUCUCGAUCCAAACAACAUCCUCAAUUCUACUCAGCGGUAUGCCAUGUCAUCAGCCCUUCAAGAGUUUGACCAGGUUUUCAACCCCCAGUUUCCUGGCUACAACGGCGCAGUCGGCCCCAUCCAGGCCGUAGUCAACAUGGGUCCAGCGCAGCCCCCACAACGUAAGGGACGUCUUCCCCUCUAUGGCAAAAACCGCCUCGUCGAGUUGCAGCACACCUUAGAUGACCUUGAAUCCAAAGGCGUCAUUGCUACUCCAGAGGAUGCUCAGACGGUGGUGGAGUAUUUGAAUCCAUCAUUUCUCGUCAAUAAACCAAAUGGCGGACAUCGCCUCGUCACAGCAUUCACCGACGUGGCAAAAUAUUGCAAGCCUCAACCAUCGCUCCUGCCAAACGUUAACAUGGUCAUGCGCCAGAUAGCGUGUUGGAAAUACAUCAUAGUCUCCGAUCUUACCUCGGCAUACCAUCAAAUCCCUCUACACCCGAACUCUCGCAAAUAUUGCGGCAUUGUCACCCCGUAUAAGGGCAUCAGAGUGUACUGCCGCAGUGCCAUGGGAAUGCCAGGCAGUGAGACAGCACUGGAGGAGCUGAUGUCACGCGUCUUAGGUGAUCUGUUGAUGCGUGGAAUCGUCGCCAAAAUUGCCGAUGAUUUGUACUGCGGAGGAAACACAUUUCAAGAACUCCUCGCCAACUGGAAGGAAGUCCUAACUGCCCUCCAGGCCAGCGACUUACGCCUUUCCCCGUCCAAAACCAUCAUCUGUCCAGCAACUACCACGAUUCUAGGAUGGCACUGGAACCAGGGCCAGAUAUCAGCCUCUCAACACACAUUAUGCACGCUGGCUACAUGCUCUCCACCCCCAUCCAUCACAGCCCUACGCUCCUUCAUUGGGUCUUACAAGGCCCUGUCUCGCGUCAUUCCAGGCACAUCGGUACUCUUGGGACCGUUAGACAACCUGGUCGCAGGCCGAUCAUCCGGCGAUCCCAUCCAAUGGUCAGAUGAGAUGCUUGAGGUAUUCCGCAAGGCUCAGCGGGGCUUGGAUCAGCAUCAAGCGGUUGUUCUCCCUAGACCGGAUGACGAACUCUGGUUAGCAACCGAUGCCGCUGCCCGCCCAACUGGCAUAGGCGCCACGCUCUUCCUUCGUCGCAACAACAACACAAGGGUUGCUGGCUUCUUCAGUUGUAAGCUUAAGCCACACCAGCGCCAAUGGCUACCAUGCGAACUAGAGGCCCUUGCUAUAACAUCCGCCCUGAAACAUUUCAAGCCGUUCUUUAUACAGACAACUAAACCAGCAUUUCUGGUCACAGACUCCAAACCGUGUGUCCAGGCGGUGGAAAAGCUACGCCGAGGCGAGUUCUCCCACAGUCCACGAGUGUCCACCUUCCUUGCCGCUAUAAGCCAGUUCCCGAUCAGUGUUCAACACAUCAGCGGUAAACACAAUCUAUCUACCGACUACGCCAGCCGCCACGCCCUGGAGUGUUCUGACAGCAAAUGCCAAGUCUGCUCCUUCGUCCAUGCCCUCAGUGAGGAACCAGUCAUUAACACCACCACGCUUAGUUCGGCGUCUAACCUAGACCUCCCAGUGUACACCAGUCGCCAGGCUUGGCACGCCAUCCAGAACUCGUGUUCUUCAUUACGACGGGUCUUCGCUCACCUUCAGCAAGGCACACGCCCAUCAAAGAAGGACACCAAAGCCCGUGAUGUUAAGUCCUACCUGUCACGCGUUACCAUCGCUCCCGACGGUCUAUUGAUUGUUCCCAACAGAGAUAUGUUUGGUGUCACACGUGAUCGCAUAGUGGUCCCCCGUCAGGUGGCCCACGGCCUGGCUACAGCGAUUCACCUCCGGAUUGGCCACCCCACCUGCCACCAACUCAAGGCUGUCUUCUCCAGGUAUUUCUUUGCCUUAAACAUGGACGCCGUUCUCCACCAGGUCUCGGAUGCAUGUGACCAAUGUGCCUCCCUCAAACGCCAACUACCCAUCCCUCCGUCCUUCACCACACAACCACCUCCUUCAACGGUCCUCACCUCGUUCGCAGCAGAUGUGAUGAGACGAGCCCGCCAACAAAUCCUUGUUGUCAGAGAAUGCAGUACCUCCUUCACAAGUACUCAGCUCAUCAGCGGCGAAACAUCCACCAGCCUCAGAGAUGGACUAGUUGCAUUGUGCACUCCACUUCGUCUCCUGGAUGGUCCUCCUGCUGUCAUACGUUGUGACCCAGCCCCAGGAUUCCAGGCCCUGAUCAACGACCCCUGGUUGACAGAACAUCGUCUCCAGAUUGAAGUAGGGCACCACAAAAAUGUCAACAAAAACCCUAUUGCAGAACGCGCCAUUGAGGAGCUGAGAGAGGAACUCCGUAAGAUUGACCCUCUUGGCCAACCUAUCACACCCGCCCAACUAGCCGUGGUCACGGCCUCCCUGAACACAAAGGUCCGAUCCAACGGCCUCUCAUCGCGAGAGUAUCUGUACCAACGAGACCAAUUCAGUGGCGAGCAACUCCCACUUUCCGACAACCGUCUCCUCGAAGAACAACACCGCCGUCGUUCCGAAAACCACGCCCCCAGCGCCAAAUCCAAAUGCCCCAAGGCAGGGCUCGCGCCCACUCCCACCUUCCAUGUGGGAGACUUAGUCUAUGUCCAUUCAGAUAGAGACAAAUCCCAAGCUCGCAGUCGGUACCUAGUCACAGCAGUGGAAAAGGACUGGAUCUAUAUCUCCAAGUUUAUCGGUCGCCAGCUGCGUGCUAGAUCCUACAAGGUUCGAUCAGCAGAAUGCUAUCCUAUCCCAUGCCAGGUGCCACCGCAGCAACGCCAGACUGUCCCCUCUGACGAUGACAACAACGACGAUUCUGACCCUGAAGACCCUAUUCCUUCAGUCCCGGCAAACGAUCCGGUUCCAGCAGAAGACUUGGUUCCAGUCAACGGCCCCCUACCAGAACUUAACGACCCACCGAACACUCCUCCCCCUCUGCCAGAACUCCAUAACCCACCGGACACUCCUCCUCCCUUGCCCCAACGCCAGUCCGACCGAUGCAGACGACAGCCGCGGUACCUGAAAGACUUUGUGCUGUCAUAGUCUUAGUGUGACGAAAAGUUAUUUUCAAGACCUGAUGUAUCCCUGAGUAAUACUAGUACGUACUCACAUAGUCCAAACAGAUAAACACUUAAUGCCAGAUAUGAAGUAUCACCAUAUAUACUCGUGUAUUCCAUAGUUAGUGUAAACAACAGUUAUCGUGUACUUCACGGUUAUAUAAGUCCUGAUUCUUAACAUAGUUCACACCAGAUUGUAUACUCCAAAGUUACCUAGGUCCUGAUUCUUACCAUAGCUCAUAGUCAUACCAUGGUAGUGCUCGUAAACUCCAAAGUUACUUAGUUGAGAUAACACCAUAUAUUCAUAGCUUAGAUACUCAUAGUCAUAUCAUGGUAGUGUACGUAUAAACCCCAAAGUUACUUAGUUGAAAUAACACCAUUUAUUCAUAGCUUAGAUACUGACCACAGUUGAAAUUGUUAAGCACAUGUUCGUUCUUAUCACUCACAAAAAAAAGGAAAAGAAGAGUAAAUCACGCCAUAGUUAUGUUAUGUUAAUGUUAUGUUAUGACGUCAGCGGUGUCCCGGAUGUUCUCCGCCAUAUUGUUGAAGAGUAUCCAGAAGUUAUUAAACCGUGCUGCGUUCA